Ostertagia ostertagi is the source of this 573-nucleotide messenger RNA. The record is from the annotation of a GenBank genome assembly. NCBI's taxonomy places the organism in Eukaryota, Metazoa, Nematoda, Chromadorea, Rhabditida, Trichostrongylidae.
AUGGAGGCGCUGGAACAGAAUUUCAAGGCCGCUUACACACUUUUCAAACAGAACUGCGAGGAGCGGAAAUAUCCGAAAAGUUGUUUCAAAUAUGGAAUGUAUCUGUUAACCGGAAAAUCGUUGACACGGAUCAAAAGAUUACUACCAUACCCUUAUUUAGAGUGCACACCAGAUCUGACGAAAAUGAUCGAGCCAAUGCAGAUUGCCUGUGAUGGGAAUCUGAAACAAGGAUGCAGGGCGUGCGAAUUAGAGGACGGUGAAGCUUGUUGGUUACUCAGCACAUGGUACAUGGGCAACAAGGAGAAAUUUCGUACAGGACCUAAAGGCGAAGUUAAGCCACUAGACCGGACUUCGCUGGGAUCGCUUGAUCGAGACAUGUACAAAGCAUUGGAAUAUGGUAUCAAGGCGUGUGAGCUGGAAGUUCCUCAAAGUUGUGCCAACGUAGCGCGGAUGUAUAAGCUAGGAGACGGCGUGGAAAAAAAUGUGGACGAGGCGAAGAAAUAUGUGGACAAAGCUCAAGAAAUUGUGGAAGCACUGAAGAGCAGGGAAAACGUUCCCGGUUUCACUGGAUAA